Molecule: messenger RNA, 1090 nt
Organism: Symbiodinium necroappetens
Lineage: Eukaryota; Dinophyceae; Suessiales; Symbiodiniaceae
Source: the annotation of a GenBank genome assembly
GUUUUCUGAAGUCGAGUUCGAGCACAGUGUUUGGAGCAUUCCGAUCGUUUCUGGAUUGACGGAUGUUGGCUGGUUCGACCGACUGUUUGCCAGCAUGUUGGUUUUGCUGAACUUGGGUAUGCAAACUGCAUUUUCCUGGAUUCUGCUCACCGACGCCUUCAUAGGGGAAGAUUUCGAAGCUAAGGUGGGCAGCGCAAAGGUAUGGCGGACAAGCAUUGCCCACGACCACAAGUACUCCGAUUUUGCGGACACCAGCCUGGUGUCAAGAGUUUGCUCCGGAGAUGGUGCGCUGAUUCUUUCCACCAUACAGGCAACUCUCGUGACUCACAUCAACUCCUACCUUGGGCUGCAGGAGCGGGACUUCGCACCAUCGAUGUUCGAGCCCGGUGUUCUUCUUUGUAUGCUUUGCAUUCUGCUGUGGGCUUUGUGUGUCUACAAGGAAUAUCGAAGAAUCUUUUUGGAGCUGGAGGCUGCUAUCGGAAUCCCAAAGUCUCGGAGAACUGUCUUCCGCCAGAACGCUUUCGUGAGUAUAUCAUGGGGCCGUUUCCUAAUGCUGCUGGUGACGUCUUUGGCAAGAGCCCUUAUAGCUUCCGUCCUCCUGGUUGCUGGCAUCCUUUGGUUGGCACGCACUACAUCCAUACAGGAACUGAUGUUGAAUGCUGUUGCUCUAAACGCCAUCUUGGAUGUCGAUGAGUUCCUCUUUGCAGGUAUGGUGCCCAUCAAGACCCAACACUUUAUAAAGGAGCUCCAGCCCAUCCAUGUGAGGUACAGCCGGAUUCGGAGUCAGUUCGAAACCUUGGUGCAUUGUAUCUCUUUGUUGCUGCUUGUUUUCACUUCCUACUUCCUCCUCUUGGCACCUCUGAGUGACACGAUGCUCAGCGUGAAGCACGAGCUCUGCGGCGGCAACCAGACCUUCGUAGCUGCCUUCAACCCAGAUACACAGUUUACCUUCGGGAAGGUCACAGCCGAUUCCCGCUAUGCGCGGGACCUCUCUAGCACCGAAAUGGCGGUGCAGGCCCAGGUGCUGGCUGGACCAGCCGAUCGAAGUAGACUACUAAGAUUCUGGGUUCCUGUUAGAGGAUUUAACUGA